UGCUGAAACGAGAGUCAGAUGGGACAGAAGGAUGAGCAGACAGGAGGAGGCUUUGUGGUUUUUUAGCUUCAUACUGUUUAGGUUGAUGUUUUAUGGCCAAGAUAAGGACACAGCCUCACAAUGUAAUGUGCUGUAUGCAUUAUUCUACUUUUUUAAUGGUUUGUCCAGGAGCACAAACAAAUUUUCUCCCUGUACUUAUUUACAGAUUCAAGUUUUUCCCUCACACUGUUGAACUGUGUUACCAGAACUCCUUGCUGCAGACCAGUGAAGAAUUGGUCAUGGUCGUGGUGGGACCCCUAACCUUGAAUGCUGGGUUGCUGCUUAUGGUCCUGAUCAGAUGGGUCUGUCAGCAGCGAUUUGACUCAUUCCCUUCCUUCUUGUCAAAGUUUAUCAUAGCUCUGGGACUCUGGACAGUGCUGGACCCGUUGGCAGUGUUUAUAGUGGAUUCAUUCCUGGGGCGACUUGCGUACAGUGUAGAGAAACCCAUUGCUGAUGCUGCAAAGCUCUACUGGGUGUUUCUAAGAUCGGAGGAAUCGGGGGUUUCUGGAGCACUAAUCACUGUGAUGCUUUACACAGUCCUGUUCAUCAUCUCAUCGACAGUGUUGUACCUUUACUUUCUAAGGCUACAUAGUGAGGGGUGGCUGUUGGAUGUAUUUCGACGCAUUCAUGGUGAAGAAGGCACGUUCUUCGUUCCAUUGGACUUAGAGAUUUCCAUUCAUGAACUGAGCUACAUUAUGAAAAGAGCUGAGCAGUGGAGAGGAAUCAAUGGUGAAAGACGGAUGGUGAGUGAAAAAGAGUGAUAAAAGUCAAUGAAUCACUAGUUCAAAUUCUU
Phasianus colchicus (ring-necked pheasant) is the source of this 832-nucleotide messenger RNA. RefSeq lists its product as uncharacterized. NCBI's taxonomy places the organism in Eukaryota, Metazoa, Chordata, Aves, Galliformes, Phasianidae. The record is from RefSeq and is a predicted model, not a curated record.